UUGUCCAGGAACAUAUCGUGGCAAGCAUUUGAGAAAUGGUCAAAAUUAUCGGCUGGCCCCCUAGCAUUCGAAGAUCGCUCUCCGGCACGCCGGGACGCUCGAAAAAGUAAUGCGCAUUUCGAUAUCCUGUUUGCAAAAUAUGCGCAUGGCGAUAAGGAAUCGUUUGAUGGACUGGCCGGUAUCGUGGCUCAUUCAGCAUACCCCAAAGAAGGCAUCAUACAUUUCGAUGGGUCCGAGUUCUGGUCAGUGAACGGACGUAGCGGACUCGAACUCCGAUAUGUAGCACUUCAUGGAAUCGGUCCCGCGCUGGGCCUCAGACAUUCAAGGGAUCCGAGAGCUGUUAUGAAUCCAUACUACCGGUUCAUACAUUGA
Messenger RNA from Gongylonema pulchrum, 372 nucleotides. The record is from the annotation of a GenBank genome assembly. NCBI's taxonomy places the organism in Eukaryota, Metazoa, Nematoda, Chromadorea, Rhabditida, Gongylonematidae.